Molecule: messenger RNA, 795 nt
Organism: Cotesia congregata
Lineage: Eukaryota; Metazoa; Arthropoda; Insecta; Hymenoptera; Braconidae
Source: the annotation of a GenBank genome assembly
AUGAUGGAUCCAGAUCCUUAUAAAAAUAACCCGACACAAAAUUAUCCAGCUCAAACUUUUCCGAGGCCAGAUUCUGAUGAAGUGCUUCAAAGGCAAAUUGGCGAUGCUCUGAAUUUACAAUUGACAACCGAAGAAAUGGCUGUCUUAAAAGAAUGCCAGCAUGACGCUGUUUUUCACCGAGGUCUACCGCUUGCAGCUGUUGCUACUGGUGGAUUUCAUUAUAUGAUGAAAACUGGAAUGAUGAAGAAGAAUGUUUAUACAUUGGUAGUAAGUGGUAUCACCGGAUUCUUCAUUGGCACUGCGUCAUACAGGUCUGUUUGUAUGGAGAAGUUGAUUGCCUUGCCAAAUAGCACUUUGAAGGAGCGAAUUUUGGCUGCUCAAGGAGUACAGCCGGUUAAGGUUGAUUUGCAAUCGGAUAGUCAGUUACAACCUUGGGUGGACGUUCAGCCUAAUUGGGAAACUCAUAAUGCUCCAAUGGGUUCUGCGCUAGAUAUUGAACCUUAUCAAUCUCAUAAUGAGUCUUAUUCCUCCACCAACAAUACUCCGGAUCCUGAAUCAUCAUACAUAUUAGAUCCACCAUUCAAAUCACCACUUAGGGAUAAUUACACAAGUUACGACGAAAUGCGGCGGAGAAAUCGCGAGGAGUAUGAAAGAGCUCAGGCUCAAAGAACCAGGUCAGGUAGGCCUCAACCACCACCACCACCUCCACCAUCUUCAACCGCAUUUGACCCAAGAUUCGACAGGCCUUAUGAACCACCACCAUAUGAUCCACCAAGGCGUGAUGAUUUUCUGUGA